Artibeus jamaicensis (Jamaican fruit-eating bat) is the source of this 4289-nucleotide messenger RNA. It is a transcript of the gene CDR2L, whose product is annotated as cerebellar degeneration related protein 2 like. The record is from RefSeq and is a predicted model, not a curated record. Lineage: Eukaryota; Metazoa; Chordata; Mammalia; Chiroptera; Phyllostomidae. The coding region runs from base 1823 to 3208 and encodes 461 amino acids. The transcript has 7 exons.
CGGAGUGGGCAGUGGUGACUGUGCCCGCGGGUUGUCGCAUCGGGGUCCCAAGCAGACUCUGCCUGGAAGGCGUUUGCAUCCAGUUCCGAGCCUCCCCUCCCCAACCCCGCCCCCGCCCCACCCGGGUCGAAUCUUUGCCCUUGCCGCACCUCUGGGAUCUGGGCUUGUGCUCCGGAGGGAGCUCCUGGGCUGGGAACUGGGGAAGUGCUCCUGGUCCCCCCAGGAGUGAAACCGACCCCAGGGGAACCCUACUGCCCAAGGUUUAGGAAACGGUGGGUCCACCAACGGGCCGCCUGACACCGCUGACGAGGAACACCAUGAAACAGGCCUGCCUGACACACAGAGGAGGGACCAGGCUCUGGGGUUGCCGCCAUCGGGUCGUGAAUAGAGGAACAGAAUUGCUGGGUUACCAGGUGUGCAUUUAUAGCGGAUGCUGUGACGCGUCACCCAGACUUUCCCUCAGGACCCCAGGCCCUGCUCUCCCAGCGGCUGGACACCGCCGGCACUCUCUGAGAAGAGAGGGACUGGGAAGAGCUCCUCCGCCCAGUGUCGUGCCACGUCCCAGCGGCAGCCUGCAUCCAUUCCAGGACUGGUGUCGAUCCUUCUAAAGAAGUUGAACACCUUCUCACAUGUUUAUUGGGCCAUUGUGGUCACAUGUGGAAUUCCUAGUCAAGUCUUUUACCCAUUUUUGCACUGAAUUGCCUUUCUUUUUCUGGUGGUUUGCAGGUGUUCUUUCUAUACUCGAUGCAAGUCCUUAGUUGGGUGCAUUUGCCACAUAUUCUCAGUUGAACAUACUCAGGGGACUUCAACAGUAACAGCACAUAGUGAGUCCUAAUAACAUAACUGUUGACUUACAUGUUGAAUUACAUGAAUGCUUGAGUCUGAAAACUCCCUUAAGGAAAGAAUGCCUGGAGAGGUAAAACCGUACUUGAUUUUAAUGGAUAUAAUUGAAUAUAGGGUAUGGAUCCCACUCCUGGCCUGAGGUUUCUGGCUACAGGCAUUUGAACACUCAACUUCUUCAAAGUAAAUGUGAAUGAACAUUGAUUCAGAGUGUCUGUCCACAGAAGGUAUCAAGAGGCUAGCCUGUUCUAGGCAUUGAGGAGCCAGCUGUGAACAAAAGAUAAGAUCCCUGCUUUCAGGAGACCCGAAGGGAGAGAAACACAACAGGUAAACAAAAUAAAAUAAUUUCACACACUGAGCCCUAAAGUGAAGGAGGUCAUCAUGGAGGGAAGGGGCGUGUUGAGCCAGAAGAAGCCAAACCAGGGCAUUAGGGAGAUCCCGCCCUCGGCCCCGCCUCCAUCUUUGCAUACAGCUCCUGAUUGGCCGAAGGUGUCUAGCCCCACCCCGCGGAGCGGGCUGUUGGGGAAGCUCUGGGCGGUUGGGGAAACGCCGGGCGAACCCUGCCGGGAUGCAGUCGCGGCUCCGGGUGUCGCCGAGCGGGCCGGGGGCAGCGCGGGCCGAAGCUGGGCAAGGCGCGUCCGCCGUGGCACACGCGUACUCUUAGCGCCCCAGACCUGCCGUGGGGCCCGGGCCCUUCUUGUCGCCGAACCGCCCGCCGUCCCCUCCCCUCCACCCUUUGUGCCGCCGCCGCUGUGUGUGCCAGGCUCCGCAGGACCCCGGCCGGGCCAGAACGCCGCGCCGAGUCAGCCUCGUGCGGGCGCCGGGUUAGCGGCCGAUGGCGAAGGGGCGCAGCGCGGGCUGGGGCGCUGCAGCCGGAGUCCGCGACGCGGGAGACCCGGCCCGCCUCCGCCGCAUUGUCCCGCGCCCCGCACCCGGGCUCUGAGCCGCGCCGCCGCAGCGCCCGCCCGCAGCCCACGGGGCCAUGCGGAGGGCCGCGGGGAUGGAGGACUUUUCCACGGAGGAAGAGGAGCCCUGGUACGACCAGCAGGACCUGGAGCAGGACUUGCACUUGGCCGCGGAGCUGGGGAAGACGCUGCUGGAGAGGAACAAGGAGCUGGAGGAGUCCUUGCGGCACAUGUAUGCCACCAACGAGGAGCAGGUGCAGGAGAUUGAGUACCUGACCAAGCAGCUGGACACGCUUCGGCACGUGAACGAGCAGCACGCCAAAGUGUACGAGCAGCUGGACCUGACAGCCCGGGACCUGGAGCUGACCAACCAGAAGCUGGUGCAGGAGAGUAAGGCCGCCCAGCAGAAGAUCCAUGGGCUGACGGAGACCAUUGAGCGUCUGCAGGCCCAGGUAGAGGAGCUGCAGGCCCAGGUGGAGCACCUUCGGGGCCUGGAGCAGCUGAGACUGCGCCGGGAGAAACGGGAACGCAGACGCACCAUCCACACCUUCCCCUGCCUCAAGGAGCUGUGCACCAGCCCCCGGUGCGAGGACGCCUUCCGCUUACACAGUUCCUCGCUGGAGCUGGGCCCUAGGCCCUUGGAGCAGGAGAACGAGCGUCUGCAAACCUUGGUGGGCGUCCUGCGGUCCCAGGUGAGCCAGGAGCGGCAGCGCAAGGAGCGGGCGGAGCGUGAGUUCGCGGCCGUGCUCCAGGAGUACUCGGAGCUGGAACAGCAGCUGUGCGAGAUGGAGGGCUGCCGCCUCCGUGUGCAGGAGCUGGAGGCCGAGCUGCUGGAGCUGCAGCAGAUGAAGCAGGCGAAGACCUACCUGCUGGGCCAGGAGGAUCACCUGGCCGCGGCCCUACUGGCACCCCUCACCCAGGCCCCUGAGGCUGAUGACCCCCAGCCAGGCAGCGGGGAUGAGUUCGGCGCCCAGGACGGUGUCUCCUCCCCAGGCCACUCUGUGCGCAAAAGCUGCAGCGACACAGCGCUCAACGCCAUCGUGGCCAGAGACCCAGCCAGCCGGCAUGCGGGCAACCUCACACUACACGCCAACAGCGUGCGCAAGCGGGGCAUGUCCAUCCUGCGGGAGGUAGACGAGCAGUAUCACGCGCUGCUAGAGAAGUACGAGGAGCUGCUGAGCAAGUGCCGGCAGCACCGGGCCGGGGUGCGGCAUGCUGGCGUGCAGACCUCACGGCCCAUCUCGCGGGACAGCUCGUGGAGGGACCUGCGGGGUGGUGAGGAGGGCCAGGGGGAGGCCAGGGCUGCGGAGAAGAGCCUGAGCCAGCACGUGGAGGCCGUGGACAAGCGGCUGGAGCAGAGCCAGCCUGAGUACAAGGCGCUCUUCCAGGAGAUCUUCUCCAGAAUCCAGAAGACCAAGGCCGACAUCAAUGCCACCAAGGUCAAGACCCACAGCAGCAAGUGACCCUCAGGGUCCCCCCCCAGGGUAAGGCCAUGGGUGCCUCAUGCCUGGGCCUCGCUGCCUCUGGUGAAUGAGGGAGCUUUUUUGCGGCACUAUAACCCAGUAGGGGCCACUCUCCGACCCAGGGAGCCGGUAGGGGACCCAGCUUGUCCCCUGCUGAUGUGGGAGGUGGUCAACAUGUUAACAGCCUGGCCCCCCCAGGACCCUCCAUGACCCCAUGUCAGCCCAAGGCACAGCUACGAGUUACAAAGCCAAACGGCCCCGCUUCCCUUCCCCAGCUUUCUGACCCCAGACUUGUCGCCAGGCUUCUGAGAGCCGCUCUGGACCAGUUGGCUUUUUUCUUUUUUUUUCAAAGUUCAGUUUCUUUUCUGGUUUUUUUUUUUGAGAAGUUUGCAAUGUAAGGUUCCCCUGACCCCUUGCCGCAACUGGAAACACUUGAAGGGGGACCCCAGAGCCAGCUGUGGCAGGUUCCUGGGGUUUCCUGGACCACCCACUGCUUUUCCCCAGGUGUGACACACUGUCAUUCCCCUAGUGCCAGCUGUCCCACCCCCAGGGUCCUAACCAGGUCAGAGAUGGCCCCUGCCAUGCAGAGCAGAACACCUCAGCCUGACCUCAGGGUCCCCUGCGCCGGCCCUGGUGGGGGCGCCCUUCUCCCUGGAGACCCUCAGCCCACUGCAGAUCGGUAGCCGACCCGAGGAGCGGAACAGAGAGGCCCUUAGCAGCCGCACACGAGCGGUGUGCCACUGCCCUCAGAGCCAGCCUCCUUGGGUUCCAGCCCUGGAAGUACCUUCUGGGCAUUAAGCCUUGCAGGGGUCUGGGCGGUGGGGAGCCCCCCAUCUCUGCACACCACCUGCAACUCAUCAAGUUUGGCCUCUGCCUGCCCCCACCUCAGGGACCAUAACGCGUCUCAUUCACUCCCAUGCUGCCCACAUGCUGACCUCACCACGGGUCACACGUGCUGCUCCCAGAAUGUACCGGGCAUGUGCCACAAGCCAGUGUUCCCAGCUUCCGCCCCUGUCCCCUUUCACUGGGGGCGUCCCAAGACUCCCCACUCUGAACAGUAUUAAAAUGGGACCUGCAAGGA